AUGGCCAGCGAGUGCACAUCACAAGAUCGGCGUGUGACCAGCUGCACAGUGCACAGCCUGGAGACCAACUCCAACUACUCCUUGCGUCUGAGGGAAGCGUGCACCAACGCCCACUACGACUCGGACUGGGCCCUGUCGGUGGCUGCCACGCUGCCGCGGCCGGCGGCGCGGCCGAGCCCGGCCUGCGGCAGCGCGCAGAAGCACAACGAAGCCAUGCGGCUGCAGGUUUCCUGGACAGCUGGCGAUCCUGGUGACUGUGUCUUCGAGGCGUGGGAGGUGUAUAUGGAGCUUCUGCCGAGCGCCGGGCAGUGGAUGCUGGCUUGUGUCAGUCAGGACACAAGCUGCUUCGUGGAUGGGCUGUUGUCCGGGCAGUACUACGGCGUCCGGACGCGACAGGUGUGUUCAGAUCCAGCUGCCAGCAGCGACUUCGCAGAGCUCACAGGGGAGCAGUGCCAAGUCACGGCCAUGGCGGCAGAGAAGCCCGCGAACCUCACUGCGAGCAGUUUGGGUGCCUACGCGGUGGAGGUGGAGUGGGCGGCACAGCACCCCUGGGCCUGCACCUUCCUCUCCUGGCAGGUGCAGCUCAAGUCACAGGCGGAGGACAACUGGGACCUCGCGGGCCUCGGCUGCUGGAGCUAUGAGAGGGAGGUGACCAACUGCACGGCGCUGGUCCCUGGGAUGAGCAACACUCCCUUCGAUGUGCGAGUGCGGGAGACGUGUCAGGAGUCCGCGCUGCACUCGGAGUGGCUGGCCUUGGCUUUCCCUGGGGUGAGCACGCCCAUGCCGCAAACCGCGGCGGCGCCGACGCUGCAGGUGACCACAGCUUCGUCCUUCGAAGUGCAGCUUACUUGGACCACUGGGGAUGCGGGCGAAUGCGUCUUCAGCUCCUGGGAAGUGCAGCUGGUGGACGUGGAUGGCCUCGCAGAGGCAUCUCUCUCGCGAGCGAUUCCGUAUUGUGAUGAAGGUUCCCAGCUCGCGGAAUCCUUCUUGCGGAUGAAAGCUCGGAUGCUGUACCGCGUGAGGCUUGGCCUCAUCGAGACGGGGGAUGGCUCUUCUGCAGGCAGGAGCAAUUGGAAGAUAGGGUAG
This is a messenger RNA of Effrenium voratum, 1086 nucleotides long. The record is from the annotation of a GenBank genome assembly. NCBI's taxonomy places the organism in Eukaryota, Dinophyceae, Suessiales, Symbiodiniaceae.